Messenger RNA from Aaosphaeria arxii CBS 175.79, 1043 nucleotides. RefSeq lists its product as uncharacterized. The transcript has 6 exons. Bases 18 to 1013 code for a protein of 331 amino acids. Lineage: Eukaryota; Fungi; Ascomycota; Dothideomycetes; Pleosporales. The record is from RefSeq and is a predicted model, not a curated record.
AAUCGCCAUUUCAUCUCAUGGCCUAUGACAAUCCACCAGGACUUAUUGCUGCGGCAGCUAUUGUACAAACAAUCGUUUAUGUUGUUGUCGCAUUGAGAUUCCAAACACGCCACAAGCAUGGUCGCAAAUACCAUCCAUCGGAUUGGCUAAUCCUCUUGGCCGCUUUCCUGUCAACCGGCUUAUCUAUUAUUCAAAUAUAUGGAAGCGCUGUUGGUAGGCUGGGUGUUCCUGUACACGGAUCCAUUGGAUCGCCAACCUUUCGACAAUCUACAGCAUUAAAUUUAAGAUGGUACCAAUGGGCCGUCUUCCUUAAUGGUGUUGUAGUGACUGGGCUCAUCAAAAUCUCGGUAUCCUUUUUUUACCUACAGAUAUUCUCGGUCAAGUACCGAUACAUCAUUGUUCCCUGGCUAGUAUUGAUGGUCCUGUGGACAAUUGGCUUCACUAUUUUGAUGCUUACGUUCUGCGGAAAUCAUGGCCUAUGGCCAUCUAUUCCCUUAUCCGUGGAGAAAAGCCAAUGCUUGUCGGGAACAAAGAUUGGAUAUGCUAUCGUGAUAGGAGGCACAGUAACGGACUUUCUAACGGUUCUGAUUCCAUUGCCUAUGGUUUUUGGGCUACAAUUACCCUUAAAGCAAAAGCUUGCAGUCAUGGGAGUAUUUACUAUAGGUCUUUUGUCCGUAGGUGGUAGCGUAGCCAAAGCGUACAUAUACAUUUCAAGCGCACUGAAGAAGAGCUCCAUGGACUAUGCUACAAUCAUUACGUCAAUAUCAGUCUGGGGACUUGUUGAGUCACAGUUCGGAAUAAUUGCAGCAACCCUCAUGACACUAGGUCCUCUCCUGAGAGACCUUUCUAAUUCUAGGAUGCUCGGCAGCAUCAUGAACUCCACUCGUAAUCUUCUGGUCUCACUGUCCAGUCCCACUCAGGCAACGAUCUCCAAGGCAGAGCUGUCGAAGACGAGUUCCGAACAACCGGAGGGAUAUCGUGAUGGGUCCAGCGUGGGCUUGCGUGGAGUCUAGUCAGUAUUUGAAAUUACGCCGCGAGACGAG